AUGGAACGUAAAGGUUGUGAUUUAACAAGCGAAGAACAAAAGGCUCGAGUUAAGAAGUACAAUGACGGUCGAAGAAAAGGAAUGAAAUCUUUCGGACUAUUUGCUAGUCGUGCGGAUAACUCAGGAGACGGAAAAGUUCUGAACUUGGUCACCUGGGACUUGCAAGCUAGGGAGCGAGGUUACAACGCCUUUGACUAUUAUAAUGCAAACACCCAGCUGAAGCAGGUAAUUGACCAGAUUGCUUCAGGAUUCUUCCGCCCAAGCAACCCCGAAGAGUUCUGUGAUAUCUACAACAACCUUAUGUACCACGAUUGUUUCUUCUGUUUGGCUGAUUAUGACGACUACAUGGCCGCCCAAGAAAGGGUUAACGAGGCCUACAAGGACCAGAGCGUCUGGAUGAAGAUGUGUAUCCACAACAUUGCUUCAUCUGGUAAAUUCUCCAGUGACAGGACUAUCGCCGAAUACGCAUGUGAAAUUUUGGGUGUUGAGCCUACGUGGGAUAAGUUCCCUGCUCCUCACGAGCCUAUUGAGGAAGGCAAAUGAAAUGUUGAAGCGUCUAUUUUGUCACAUUUGCAUAUUAUAGGAGGAAAAGUUUGCAAAACGUGUUCACAGUAAUCAUCACACAAUCAUGUUACAACUCGACUAAUCUUCUGUAAGUGGAAGAGUUGUAACCCGAUUGAAUAAUGUGUGGG
Molecule: messenger RNA, 692 nt
Organism: Daphnia pulicaria
Lineage: Eukaryota; Metazoa; Arthropoda; Branchiopoda; Diplostraca; Daphniidae
Product: glycogen phosphorylase-like
Exons: 5
Coding region: 1-543 (180 amino acids)
Biological process (GO): glycogen catabolic process
Cellular component (GO): cytoplasm
Molecular function (GO): glycogen phosphorylase activity; pyridoxal phosphate binding
Source: RefSeq, a predicted model, not a curated record